Messenger RNA from Pecten maximus, 4263 nucleotides. Its product is annotated as putative oxidoreductase GLYR1. NCBI's taxonomy places the organism in Eukaryota, Metazoa, Mollusca, Bivalvia, Pectinida, Pectinidae. Gene Ontology annotation, molecular function: NAD binding; NADP binding; oxidoreductase activity, acting on the CH-OH group of donors, NAD or NADP as acceptor. The record is from RefSeq and is a predicted model, not a curated record. The transcript has 14 exons. Bases 9 to 1748 code for a protein of 579 amino acids.
AUUUCAAGAUGGAGUCCAAAUUUGAAGUUGACGAUCUUGUGUGGGCCAAGAUGAAGGGAUUUCCGGCAUGGCCUGGAAAGAUUAUUGAGCCAAAAAAUGAAGUCAAACGCCCCUCUAACAAGAAACCACACCAUUUUGUUUUCUUCUUUGGUUCAGAGAACUAUGCCUGGAUUCCUGAGGACAAUGUGUACCUUUACUCUGAUCACAGAAAUAAAUUCAAGCUGAAUAAUCGCAUUCCAAAGGGAUUCAAGGAGGCUGUGGAGGCCAUAGAGGAUGCUUUGAAGGCUCAGCCAACUACAAAAACAAUGAUUGCUGUAGAGCUUCCUUCAAUUGAUGAAGAAUUGGCACAGAUCUUCCCCCACAAAUCUCCCUCCCCCCAGAAAGACUACACCCGAGAACCCCUCACUGGCAAAAAGAUAAAGUCCCCCACAACAAACAAAAUCUUCAAAAGCAAACAAAGAAAAGCAGAUCGAAUGUCCCUCGAUUCUACUGUAAAACCGUUGAUGAAACCCAAAGACACUAUAUCCAGAAAGAGUACAGGUUCCCUCACACCAAAAAGAUUCCCCGUCAAACGUCCAGCAGGAGUUGGAGGAGAGCCGAGAUUUAAGAAACAGAAAAUGGUUUCUAAAGUGCAUGGGUCUCCCAGUAAAUCUUUGUCUACAGCCGACUCAACAAAAAUCAAACCAAAGACUAAAGCAGAAUUAUCAGCAUCUGCCUCGCGCAUAUCGGAGGAGAACAUGAUGUCCCCAGAGAAGGACUCUCCAGUGAGGAGUUCUCAUUCCUCUCCCGAUAUGUCUGGUAAUCCAAUGUCGUCAGCAGGGACUCAGAUCGAGGAGACACUGCUAAAAUCACGAGCUGCAGCUAAAACAGUCAUCCCUACACCGUCGAGGAUAGGCUUCCUUGGACUAGGAAUUAUGGGACAAGGCAUGGUGAUGAAUCUUCUGAGGUCGGGUCACGAGGUCACGGUGUGGAACAGGACAGCUCUCAAGUGCCGAGAAUUUGUAAAAGCUGGUGCAUUAAAGGGAAACAACCCCGCAGAAGUUAUACAAAGCUGUGAUAUCACAUUCUCCUGUGUGGCAGACUCCACAGCUGUAAAAGAUCUUGUCUUUGGAAACUCAGGAGUUCUGCAGGGCAUUACCAAGGGAAAAUGUUUUGUGGAGAUGUCCACAAUAGACGAAGAGACAAUGCAGGAUGUUGGAGAGGCAAUUAUGGCUCGAGGCGGCGUUUUCCUAGAGUCCCCUGUCGUCGGCAGCCGAGUCCCUGCCCUAGAGGGUCAACUCAUCAUCUUAGCAGCUGGGGAACGCAAAUUAUACGAUGAUUGUUUCUCAUGUUUUGAAGCAAUCGGAAAGAAGGCUUUAUAUUUGGGUGCGGAUGUUGGCCAGGCCACGAGGAUGAAGCUCAUCAUUAACAUGGUAAUGGGGUCAGUGGUGGCGGGUCUGUCAGAAGGCAUGGCGAUGGCGGAGAAGGUCGGCCUGGACCAGGAGGAUGUGGCCGAAGUCUUCUCUAUAGGUGCUCUUUCCUGUCCCACUAUCAUACACAAAAGUCAGGCAAUACUUAACCAGAAGUAUGACCCCCACUUCCCUCUUGUACACCAACAAAAGGACCUUCGUCUGUCCCUGUUGCUUGGUGACAAAGUAGAACAGCCUCUGUAUGUGGCCGCAGCAGCAAAUGAGUUGUACAAGAAAGCGAGACGACUGGGAUAUGGUGACAGCGACAUUGCUGCCGUGUAUCGGGCGGCGAGUGCAUGAGAUGGGACAUUAAUGCAAUCAUAAAAUCUAACCACAAAUCCACAGCUCGGUUGGCAGGAAAUACAAGUUUGACGCGACCAUUUCAGAUUUGACCUCCGAUGUAAUUGUGGGUUGAAAUUUUGUGUCGGCUUGUAAGGACAUUGAGACAAAUGAACAAAUGAGACCCCGAUAUUGGACCAGUCAUGAAUGAGAUGUGAUCAAAAUGUCUGAACAGAUUUUUGGGAUGUGAAACACUUCCAUGUUGUUAAUGCUACUGCAGUGUAUUAGCUCACCUUUCCGUGUGAGUUUAUGGGGCAUGGCGUCUGUUGUUCAUCUGGUAGGUUUUUAUUCAAAAGCUUACCUUUUCAGAACUGCUGAACUGAUUUCGUCAUUUUGUCAAAAUUUGACAUGGAGCAUCCCUAUUUCAAGGGACCUCAACUUUGUAUAAGGGCUUUGGGGGAGCGGUUCAGUGCCCAGUAUCGCCUGUAUAUUUUCAAAGUGUUGGCACACAAUUGUUACGUUUUGAUCAUUCAGUUUUUAAAUAAAACAACACAAUGGUGAUUUGAUGAAAAGGUCUUAAAUCAUGAUAGUUGGACUGGUACUAAACACAACACAGCCUCCAAUAGGCACUAUGAAGUAUAUAUACUUGUUCAGUCAAUGUUAAACGUCUUAUACCCAUUUGAUGUUUAAUCCAAAUACUAAAUUAUUAUUAAAUUAAUCUUGUAAAACAUUUUGAUAAUGAACAGAAUUAUGACAAAAGAAAUUAUGUCUGAUUUUGUAAUUUUGAAGAUUCAGUUGGGUCAUGUUUUUUUUUUUAUAUUUUGAGUAUCCAGGCUGCCCUCUGAUACAUUGGUAGCUAUAUAUCAAAUUUAUGUUUUGGUGCAGCAUUAGUGAUCCUGUUAAAAUAUAAAUACUGUUUGGGACAUUUCAUUGUCGGAUGAUUUUAGUAGAAUUACCAUUUUUAAGGCCAAGUUUUACAUCGUUUUGUGUACAUCUUUUUUUAUAGAACGAACCAUCUUUUUUGUACAAUCAAAUUACACUUUUAUGGUUUGUAUGGUUUUUACAAAAAGUCACUCAGUUUAAUUUUCCAUUUUGUAUACAACAUGUCGUAUUGCUGGUUAUUUGUGAUGUUGAGUGAAAUAGUUUCUUAACAUUUCUGUACUAGCAUGAAAUGACUAGCAAUGCCCCAGAAGGUAUAUUUUGUGGUUUUAAUUUGAAACAUUACGAUGUAUUAGACAGUAUUGAGACUGAAGAAAGAGAUGAAAGCAUUCUUCCUGAUGAAGACUUUUAUUUUGUAUUGACAGAGAUUAAUGUUGGUGCUGAAUUAGUUGUGUAAAGUGUCAUUUUAAUGCUCUGCUGAUAUUCAGUAAGACCUUUGUAAAUUAUUGAGUUGCCUCCUCUUUUACCGCUCUAUAUACAGAUGAUGGGAAACAAAGCUAACUGACAUCUCGGCUGGAAGAUUCUCGAUUUACUGUUCAUUACAUUUAUAAGAUCUGAACCUCAUAGAUUUGAUAACGAAGGUGGCAUUGACAUGUUCCAGUAGGAGAUGUGUGACAUGUAAACAAAACGUCCCAUUAUAAACGUGGAACAUGAAUGUAACGAAUACGAUGGUUUGAGAGAGGAAUAAUAGUUCUGUAUCUGUGUGUGAAAGGAUGUGUGUGGUCAUUUAUAACCUGUACAUAAAACCACGACCUAAUUACAGUAUUUAUCCGGCAAUAAGCCCAUGCUUGGUAAUAAGCCCACUCAUGUAUAUUAAUAGUUCAUUAAAAAUGUUAAAAUAUUAUUUUCCUCUAAUGAGUCCACCCCUUAAUUUGGUUAAAGUUUAAUUGGGUGCCCCCUUGGCUUAUUUCAGGAUAAAUAUGGUAGAUGAUGAUCAUGUUUAUAUAUCAAACUCUUUACUGGCUUGUACAACCACAGACCGGCCUUGUUAUGUACAAAAAAAAACAAAAAAAAAAACCCUCCACUUACAAAGAAUCUGAACAUGAAACUGAUGACUUAUAGAAAUGAUGCCUGCAAAAAGCCCCCUCCCAAAAAUUACCCAUUUUCGUCAAAAGGGGAAAGCGCAAACUCAAGGAUGAGUACGGUACUGAAGUCUUUCAUUGUUCUAGUUCAGCUUUACUUAAAUGAAACUGUUGUAUCAUACUGUAACAUAUAAUAAGAAAACCAUGAUGGUACGGGGGAGUAAUCUUACCUAACAAGGCUUGAACUCUGACCCUGGACAAGUCUGUAAACAGUAAUCAUGUGUAGAUAUAUCAUUUACUUAUGUUCUCUAAUCUUCUAUACAUUUUACGUUCUUAAACAAUUCACAUCAAGUAUUCAUUUUUUGUGUCGACAAUUUUUAAAUGUUUUGUUUUGGAUGAUUAAUUGGUUGAAUCAUUGUUUUUAAACUUCAUCCAGACAAUGGUAGUCUUGUGUAGAAUUCAUUAUGUUUAAUGUAUUGAUUAGUCAUGUAGUCGUAUUUUUUCUUGUCUUGUAAAAGUGAUUUUUGGAAGAUAAACAAGGACAAUAAAAACAAAUACAAUCUAUUUUAUUUUCA